AUGGUUCAACGCCUUACAUACCGCCGCAAGGUUAACUUCAACACCAAGUCUAACAAGCAGAAGCUUGUCAAGACUCCUGGUGGAAACUUGGUCUAUCAUAAGAUUACCAAGACCGCUACUGGUCCCCGUUGUGGAGACUGCAAGGGCAAGAUCAAUGGUGUUAAGUGCCUCAGACCCUUCAAGUACUCUCAGCUGAAGCAGCGUGAACGUCACGUCUCUCGUGCCUAUGGUGGCUCCAUCUGUGGCAAGUGCGUGAGGCAGCGUAUCAUCCGUGCCUUCCUCCUCGAGGAGCAGAAGCUCGUCACUGCUGCUCUCGCUGAGAAGGCCCGUAAGGCUGCUCAGAAGUCCGACAAGAAGGCCAAGGUCAGCAAGAAGUAA
Messenger RNA from Perkinsus marinus ATCC 50983, 378 nucleotides. Its product is annotated as 60S ribosomal protein L34, putative. Gene Ontology annotation, molecular function: structural constituent of ribosome. Gene Ontology annotation, biological process: translation. Gene Ontology annotation, cellular component: ribosome. The transcript has 2 exons. Bases 1 to 378 code for a protein of 125 amino acids. The record is from RefSeq and is a predicted model, not a curated record. NCBI's taxonomy places the organism in Eukaryota, Perkinsozoa, Perkinsida, Perkinsidae.